CCCUAUAUGUAGAGUCACAGCCAGAAGAGAUAACGAAUCACCAUUGAAUAAAACCAUACAAUGGCCGCGGCAGAAGGAAAGACUAAAAUAUUUCCUAGAAUCAAAUGUGUACGGGCGUACGUCUCUGAGUCCAAGCCCGAGGACCAGGGCGCUGACUGUCACGAUGUGGAGGACACUCACUGGAUAAAUGGCUAUCCCACCCCCAUCGCCAACCCGAUGUCUGGGUACGAGCAGUACGCCUCCACUCGGAAGUCCUGGGGCAUCAAUGCUCUCGGUACUUUGGUUGUAGAGGUGGAAGCAGACGACGGGACAUGUGGAGUCGGCGUCACUAUUGGCGGAGUGCCAGGCUGUUACAUCGUGGAGAAUCACCUUAGCAGAUUCGUGGAGGGACAGGACCCUCGCGAUGUGGAACUUAUGUGGGACCAGAUGUUCAGAGCUACCCUCAACUACGGGCGCAAAGGACUGCCAAUUCAGUGCAUCAGUGCCAUCGAUUUAGCGUUGUGGGAUCUGCUUGGAAAGUUGAGAAAUGAACCUGUGUAUGCAUUACUUGGCGGGAAAACCAAGCAACGUCUGCCGGUGUAUUCCACUACCGCUCGUCCAGACAUUGCUAAACAAUUAGGCUUUGUUGGGGCAAAAAUUCCUUGUGCCUAUGGGCCAGCUGAUGGGGAUGAGGGUCUAAAGAAAAAUGUAGAAAUAUUCAAACGAUGGCGCGAGACAGUGGGUCCUGACUUUCCGUUGAUGUUAGACUGCUACAUGGCACUAACCGUACCGUAUACUGUUAAAUUGGCAAGAGCACUAGAGCCUCUGGGACUAAAAUGGAUUGAGGAAUUCUUGCCUCCAGAUAGCUACGAUGGGUACAGAGAAGUGCGCGAGGCAUUGAGGAGUUCCACGGUUUUACUAACCACCGCCGAACACGAGUACAGUCGCUAUGGCUACCAGCUGCUCCUCAAUUCUAAAUGCGUGGAUAUACUCCAACCAGACAUUUCGUGGCUGGGUGGCAUUACAGAAGCGCGCAGAAUCGUUGCCAUGGCUUCCGCCAACGAUGUCUUAGUAAUUCCCCACGGAUCCAGCAUCUAUUCCUAUCACCUACAAUACGCCUUCCGGAAUUGUCCACUGGCGGAAUUCAUCAACCUGAGUCCAAAAGCUGACAAGAUAGUCCCGUACUUUGGCGGGCUGUUCCCAGACGAACCUUUGCCUUCCAAUGGUUUCAUAGACCUACCAGAUCGUCCCGGAUUUGGUGUGACCUUGUGCAAGGACAGUCUUUGUCGUCCAUUCCAGCGCAGUGAUGAAGAAUCCAGAGCCCAGGCGUCUAAAAACGCCACGUACAAGUCUCAAGAGAAACCUCACAUGCCAUUUUAGUGAUCGAGUUUGAGUCUACUGCAUGGAGCAUCUGUUUGGUAUUUAUCGACACAGAAAAUGUAUUUAUCAUCUAAUUGAUUUUAAUUUGUAUAACCCUGAUUUCAUUGUAUAAUUCCCUGGCCACAUAAAAAACCUCGAAAAACACCUUCUAGGAUAAAGCAUCAAUGUGACCUUACAUUCUAAUUGAAAUGAAAAUAAAGCACACAAGUUGAAAAAAAGUUUUAAUUUUGUAGUAAAAGUAUAUGUAACAACUUUAACUAACUAAAGGAAAAUGUUACAGAUCUGUACAAUAUUCACAACAAUUAGAUCAGAGACACAGAGCUGUCUUUCUAGUCUCAGAAACAACAGCACUGACAAUUAGGAUACACUACACCAUCUAUCCCGGCAUUAGGAUUAUCAAGUUAUGGAAUAAACAAUUUUUUGGGAAUGUGCUAUAUGAAAGUUGAUUUUACAAAAGUAGAAACCAUCUACUAUAAGGCCAUAUUGGUUCAACCUAUACUCGAAAUCCCCAAUCCAGGAAUUAUGAUUUCAUCAUUUACAGAUAGAAAGUUUUAAUUACCCCUAGACAUGCAUUUAGUUUUUCUCACAGAUUGCUGAGAGAAGAUUUGAAAUAUCUGUACUGUUUGACUAUAUUGGUUUUAUACAACCCCUGACCGAAGGACCAAGAAUUUUACAAAUUUGGUAGAGGGCUUCAUGGACAUUAGCACCAUGAAUGUCGUUUUUAUCCAACUAGAGUGGAAUAAGAGAAGAGGAUGACGAUUUUUGAAAAUCUGGCAUUUUGCAGUAUUUUAACUCAUCAUGGGAGAGUUCAGUCCAUAAAUUUCACAAUUUUACAUUUUUUUAUGUAAUAAUAAAAAGGAUAACAUUCGCUUUGAAUACAACAACGACCCACCAAGUAUAUUUCAAUAUUUCAAAAAGAAGUGAAAUUGAUAUUGAAAUUGUAUUGAAUUAAAUUGAUCAAAAUGCGAACGACCUAAAAAGCUUGAAGUCAUUAUACACAAAAGUAUUACAUUGUGUCACAAAAAUCGUGAAAUUAUUUGCAAAAGAAAUCCAUAUUACAUCGCGGACAUAGUAUUAGUCCGCGAUUAAUAACAGUCUAAAAUUGUAGUUUACAAUAAAAGCAUUUGUGCAAUUUUA
Messenger RNA from Magallana angulata, 2496 nucleotides. Its product is annotated as L-rhamnonate dehydratase-like. Gene Ontology annotation, biological process: carbohydrate catabolic process. Gene Ontology annotation, molecular function: hydro-lyase activity; magnesium ion binding. NCBI's taxonomy places the organism in Eukaryota, Metazoa, Mollusca, Bivalvia, Ostreida, Ostreidae. The transcript has a single exon. The record is from RefSeq and is a predicted model, not a curated record. Bases 61 to 1359 code for a protein of 432 amino acids.